AUGCGGGGUUUCUUCGAUUUUGCCCGCACCUAUACCACCGACUCCCUCUCCCAGUUUGUCACCUAUGACUUCCGUAACCAAAUCUACGACAAGCUCCAACACGUCAGUUUUGCCUAUCACGACAAGGAACACACCGGCAACUUGAUGUCCAAGGCCACGGCAGACGUGGAGGCCGUGCGUCGUUUCGUUAAUAUGGGGUUGGUCCGCUCAUCUGAGGUCGUCGUACGCACCCUUGCGGUUACCAGCAUCCUGGUAUGGCUUAACUGGGAGCUGGCUCUCAUCAGCCUGGUGUUCGUGCCUUUCCUGGUGAUGCGGUCAACGAUGGUUAUGGGCCGGUUGCGCCGGAUGUGGCUCCACGUGCAGGAAGUCAACGGCGAACUGGUCACGGCGUUGCAGGAAAACCUGGUGGGCAUACAUGUGGUCAAGGCUUUUGGAUCGGAGGAUUUUGAGCGGCGCAAGUACGACAAAAAGGCCCAGGAACUGCGAGGGGAAUACUAUCAGUCGGAACGGCUGCAGGGUACCAACAGCGCUUGGAUGAGCCUCUACUUCACCUUUGCCCUGGGUCUCAUAGUUUGGUAUGGCGGCUGGGAGAUUAUUCGAGGCGACCUCACUGCCGGUCAACUGACUAUGUUUGUGCUUUACCUGAACCAACUAACGUUUCCGAUACGUUCGGCGGCCCAGAUCAUCAACAGUUUCUCCCGUGCGAUUUCUUCAGGCGGACGAAUCUUUGACGUAUUGGAUGCUGAUUCUCCGGUCGAGGAAAAGCCCAACGCGCGGAUCAUGGGACGGUCAGAGGGACUGGUAAGGUUCGAGGAUGCGUCAUUUGCCUACGAUUCGAGGUCACCGUCCCUCACCAGCGUAAACAUCGAGGCUGAGCCUGGCGAGAUAACGGCAAUUCUGGGCGCGCCUGGCAGCGGUAAGAGCACUAUCGUUAAUCUGCUUCCCCGCUUUUACGACGUUACCGGGGGACGGGUAACUAUUGACGGGCAGGAUAUCAGGGAGGUCACCCUGGAGUCCCUGCGGAGCAAUGUGGGUAUCGUCCAGCAGGAUAUUUUCCUGUUUGACGCCACUAUCCGCGACAAUAUUGCGUACGGUAUCUCCAGCGCCACGGAAGAGGACAUCAUCAAUGCCGCCAAGGUGGCUCAACUCCACGACCAGAUAAUGGCCUUCGCUCAUGGCUACGAUACGUGGGUCGGCGAACGCGGCAGUACGCUGUCUGGCGGCCAGCGGCAGCGCUUGUCCAUUGCCCGCACGGUGCUGGUCGACCCGCCCAUCCUGAUCCUGGACGACUCCACUUCCAGUGUGGAUGUGGAGACUGAAAGGCAGAUUCACCAGGCUAUGGUGAACGUUAUGAAGGGGCGGACGACAUUCGUCAUUGCCCACCGACUCAGCACCGUAAGGGAAGCAGACCAAAUCCUGGUGCUCAAGGAUGGCACAAUAGCCGAGCGCGGCAACCAUCAUGAACUUAUGGCCCAGAGGGGCAUAUACCGAGAUAUUUACGAACUGCAACUGCGGCCUCAGGAAGAAGUAUUACUAGACGCUUCCAUAGCCGGCGGCGACGGAGGUGACAACUAA
Molecule: messenger RNA, 1575 nt
Organism: Geodia barretti
Lineage: Eukaryota; Metazoa; Porifera; Demospongiae; Tetractinellida; Geodiidae
Source: the annotation of a GenBank genome assembly